AGAAACCUUGACCAAGAAUGAUCCCGAUAAGCUCCGCCAAGCUAAAUAGCAAACUGGCCACCAGGUCCCUCCUAAAUGAAGGUCGAUCCAACAAGAAAUCUUGCGUAUGUCUGUUGGUGGGAAUGGCUCUUGGCGUUUGCUUAGCCGGAAUUAUUUUUUAUUCUUCGCUGCCCAAUGAAGACUACAGUAAUAAAUCGAAAAAUCUUUUACAAAUAAUUGGAUUGGAAAAGCCAAAAAACGUAAGCCAGAGUGUCACAACAAAAUCAAUAAAUCUUGCCAAAGCGUUGGAAGCGAUUAGCGUUGCUUCGACUACACUGAACAUAAAAAGUACCCAAGAAACUACCGAUGAACUUAACAACAGCGAUGAUAGCUUAAAUGAAUAGUUUGAUUGCUUUAUAUUUGAUUU
Molecule: messenger RNA, 406 nt
Organism: Drosophila elegans
Lineage: Eukaryota; Metazoa; Arthropoda; Insecta; Diptera; Drosophilidae
Exons: 2
Coding region: 18-383 (121 amino acids)
Source: RefSeq, a predicted model, not a curated record